AUUACCGAGACCAGAGCUGGACAAGCUUUACGCAGAGACUCUCCAGAUAUCAGUCGCGCAUCACCAGAGAGAUCUGUGCGCGCAUCUCCACACUGACGCGCAAAGACGCGCAACCUCUCCAUCCGCCUCACUCUUGAGAGAGCCAUCGAUGAGCACACAUCUGAUAGGAGGACAUCACAGGACAAGAGUUUCAGUCAAUCACUCACAGAGAUCACAUCGCAUCGGACUGCUGCUUUCCACGGUUUCGCCCUUGGAUGUGUGGACGCGUGCUGCCUUCAAGAGUUUCUCAUCAGUUGAAGUUCCCUGGAAGAAUGUGUUGGAAUUUUGUCUUUAUUUUCUGGAUGGAGAGACAUCGGUGCGCUCCCGCUGAACACGCAACAAACUAAACACCUGGAACUCUAGUGUUCUGCCCAAAGUCGUUCAUUUCUAAGGGAAUUAUUUCGAAAGGCAGCGAUCUACAGGCUGAACCCGCACAGAGAAAGGUAAUGAGGGAUCGCACCUGAAGAUGGAGCUUUUCUGGAUUUUAUUAUUUUCUGUAUUCCAUCGCUACGUGCAAUCGCAAGGAGUUUACGCUCCUGCAAAUGCUCAGAUCGUGCAUUCUGGGCAGACGUGUGUGGUGAAGGAGGACAACAUCAGUGAAAGGAUCUACACCAUUAGGGAGGGGGACACGUUAGUUCUACAGUGUCUGGUCAAAGGACACCCGCGACCUCAGGUGCGCUGGACCAAGACAGCAGGCAGCGCUUCCGACAAGUUCCAGGAGACGUCCAUCUUCAAUGAGACUCUACGGAUCCCCAACAUCCAGAGAGUGCAGGGCGGCCGCUACUACUGCAAAGCUGAGAACGGGGUGGGGGUGGCUGCCAUCAAGUCCAUUCGCGUAGAUGUGCAGUAUCUGGAUAAGCCUGUGCUCACGGUGCACCAGACGGUGGGUGAUGUACGAGGGAACUAUUAUCAGGAGAAAACAGUGUUUUUGCGCUGUACGGUAAACUCCAACCCCCCUGCUCGCUUUAUCUGGAAACGAGGAAAUAAACCAAUUGAACAGAGCAAAGACAAUGGAGUGGACAUCUAUGAGCCUCUGUACACACAGGGUGAGACAAAGGUGCUGAAACUGAAAAACCUCCGUCCACAGGACUUUGCUAAUUACACCUGUCAGGUGUCCGUCCGGAACGUGUGUGAUAUUCCAGACAGCUCAGUCACCUUUCGCCUUACCAACACCACCACUCCCCCUGCUCUAAAGCUGUCUGUGAACGAGACGUACGUGGUGGACCCGGGCCAAGACGUCACGCUGUCAUGUGAGGUAACGGCAGGCUUCCCCACACCUACGGUCACCUGGUCCCGGUACCCUGGGUUCCUCCCUCAGCGCUCCAUGAUCCGAGGUGGGUCCCUCACUAUCCGGUCCGUCACUCCUGCUGAUGCCGGCGUCUACAACUGCACAGCCGUCAACAAUGUGGGAAACCCUGCGAGAAGAACAGUCAGCCUCAUUGUGAGAACCAUGAAGAACUUAACAUUCCAGAUCACGCCGGACUCCAACAAAGACAGCGAGAGCAUACAGAUGGGUCGAGACCUCAAACUUUCCUGCCACGUUGACGCGCAGCCUCAGGACAAGGUGAACUACACCUGGUACAAGAACGGAGCUCUCAUCUACCCCACCGACAGCCUCAUUGUGCUGCGCAGCGACCCAGACAUGCCGCCCGGUACCAGCAGCCUGGAAAUCGUGGACAUGAAGUUCAGAGAUCAGGCCACCUACAGCUGCGUAGCCAACUUCCCCGGGAGCAGCGUUCCUGAACUGCGAGUGGACGUGAACAUCACACAGAGCAGCGUCGUUCCCCCUGUUCUGAGUGUGCCGGUCGGAGGGGCUGUGGUCAAUGUCAGUGAGGGCGGGACAGCAGAGCUUGUGUGUUUGGUCGAUGGUAAGCCCCGCCCACCGGUUCUGUGGUCUCGUGCCAACAAGGACCUGCCCAUGCCAUCGGGGGAUUGGGUGGUGGAAACACGCGAUGGACGUUUGCGACUGACCAAUGUGACGCGGGACAUGAUGGGAGCGUACCGCUGCCAAACCGCUCCUUACAAUGGCCUAAACAUCAAACGGCGACAGGCUCAGGUGCAGCUCAACGUGGAGUACCCUCCUGUUGUGGAUCCAGUCCUGUUGGAUGUCCGUUCUCAAACGCUUUCGACAGUCAAUCUCCGAUGCUUGGUUCUUAAAUCCAAUCCGAACCGAAUAGCCAGCGCCCACUGGUACCGUAACGGGAUGCCCAUCCGGACCCCACCGGUGGACCCUCAAAGUGUCCCUCAGCUUCGGUUCAAACUAGACACCACUAAUAACGGCACUUACGAGUGCAGAGUGAGCAAUGGAGUCGGGACCUCGACCUGCACCUUCAUUGUGUCUGCUCAGCCGUAUAAUGCAGAGUUUUACUACGACACUCCAAACCCCAUUCGCACCUUGAAGAACAAUUAUUCCUACAUCUUACAGUGGACUCAGAAAGAGCCCGGCGCUGUGGACAAAAUCAUUGGCUACUGGAUCAAUGUCCAACAGAACCGACAGACAGUUUUGUCCAAACAGAUCACCACUAAAGAGCCAGUGAAAGGUGUGCUGAUGUCCUACACACUGACGGACUUGCGUAUUCCCCUGCCAUAUGAGGUCAGCCUCACUCCCAUAACCAGCUACGGCACCGGAAACAUGGUCACGCGCACCAUCCAGUACUCAGAGCCCUACACUUAUCCAAGACCUUCAGAUCACGUGUGCGGGUUUGAGGACAUUAGGAUAUGUGGGUUUACUCAAGACCGCAGUGACGUGUUUGACUGGACCAGACAGAACCAUCUCACACAGAACCCCAAACGCUCAGUUAAUACAGGGCCGGAUACGGACAGGAGUGGGACAAAAGAAGGUUACUACAUGUACAUUGAGACAUCGCGGCCGCGUCAGGCCGGGGAUCGAGCUCGUCUCCUCUCUCCAUUAUAUAAUGUUACGGCAGCCCGAGGACCAACGGGGACCACCAGAACCCCCUAUUGUGUCUCCUUCUACUACCACAUGAAUGGAAAACAUAUUGGUACACUUAAUGUUCUGAUGAGGGUGAAGAGCAUCGCCACUGUGGACUCUGCCGUCUGGACUCUCUCUGGACACCAGGGAGCCGAAUGGAGGAAGGCGGAUGCUGAGAUCUAUCCCAGCGGACCCUUCCAGGUGGUGUUCGAAGGUAUCCGUGGAAACGGCUUUGAGGGAGACAUUGCUAUUGAUGACGUUUCUGUUACCAAGGGGAAAUGCAAACAAAAGGAUAGCGUGGACAAAACAGCAGUUCUGUCUGGGACACAGCAGAGUCUUCACCUCCUUCCUGCGAUCGUCCAGCUGCUCGGCACCAUCUGUCUGACGUUCCUCCUCAGAUGA
Labeo rohita (rohu) is the source of this 3373-nucleotide messenger RNA. RefSeq names its product MAM domain-containing glycosylphosphatidylinositol anchor protein 1. Gene Ontology annotation, molecular function: protein binding. Lineage: Eukaryota; Metazoa; Chordata; Actinopteri; Cypriniformes; Cyprinidae. The record is from RefSeq and is a predicted model, not a curated record. The transcript is spliced from 18 exons. Gene Ontology annotation, cellular component: plasma membrane. Bases 506 to 3373 code for a protein of 955 amino acids. Gene Ontology annotation, biological process: homophilic cell-cell adhesion.